Saccostrea cuccullata (small rock oyster) is the source of this 675-nucleotide messenger RNA. RefSeq names its product ryncolin-1-like. Bases 1 to 675 code for a protein of 224 amino acids. The record is from RefSeq and is a predicted model, not a curated record. Lineage: Eukaryota; Metazoa; Mollusca; Bivalvia; Ostreida; Ostreidae. The transcript is spliced from 4 exons.
AUGACAGUUCCUGAGAAGUUUAAAGAUUGUUCUGAGAUUUUAAAGAAGAAGCCUCACAGAAAAAACAGAGAUGGCGUGUACACAAUCUAUCCUAGUAGUGGAACCAAACGAAAGGUGUACUGUGACAUGACGACAGACGGAGGGGGAUGGACAGUAAUACAGAGAAGAAUGGAUGGAACAACAGAUUUUCAGAGUAAGAAAUGGAAGGACUUUGCUGAAGGAUUCGGACACCCUAAACAUGAAUAUUGGUUUGGUAAUGAUGCUGUCCAUGCAUUAACAACGGGAGGAAAAAUGAAAUUAAGAAUCGAUUUGCAGAGAUUUACUGGCGAGAAAGGGUUUGUUUACUACUCAUCUUUUGUUGUCGGAAGUAAAUCAGACAAGUACAAGUUAACCAUUGGAGGAUACAAGGGAUCAUUUGGCAUGAAGGAUAGUUUUUCGUAUCAUAAUGGAAUGGCAUUUUCUACAAAGGAUAAUGACAAUGAUAAAUGGGGCAGCAAUUGUGCUUCUUCUUACGGCAAUGGAUGGUGGUUCAAUACGUGUCACCAUUGUAAUCUCAAUGGAAUAUACUACAAGAAACGGACAUCAUCUUCUGCAGGAAUGACUUGGCUUUACUGGGGAUCUACAAGUUCAUGGGAUUCAUUAAAAUCUUCAAAAAUGAUGAUCAAACCGAAGUAA